AUGUCCGUGUUCCGUCCAGUUGACAAGCAGGCCGUUGGGGCAAUCAACGAGCUCCUUGAACCAGACAACAGGGACAACCGCAAGCGCUACAAGGAGUUCCUCCGCGACCCCCUCUUCACCCCUCGCCUCAACAUUCCCUUUGACGAGGAGCGCGAUCUCGCGCUUGAGCGUCUCGAUGCUGUCGUUCGCAACAAGUUUGUCUCGGUUUACGACUUUGAGCGCAACCCGCUCAACGUUAUCGCCGCCCACGAGGUGUCCGGCAUGGUGGACCCUUCGUACACCACCAAGCUCACGGUCCUCAUCAACCUCUUUGGUGGAACCAUGAUCAACCUCGGAACCGAGCGCCACCGCAAGUACCUCGACGCCAUUGACACGAUGGAGGGUGUCGGAUGCUUUGGCCUCACCGAGCUCAGCUAUGGUAACACGGCUAUUGAGAUGGAGACGACUGCGAUCUUCGACCAGAAGACACGCGAGUGGAUUGUCGACACACCCACUACCGCCGCUCAGAAGUACUGGAUUACCUCUGGUGGCCUGCACGCUAAGUUCUGUUUGGUCUUUGCGCAGACCUAUGUGAACGGCAAGCACGAGGGAAUCAACGUGUUCCUCGUCCCUAUCCGUGACUACAAGACCAUGGCUGUCCUUCCCGGCGUGGAGGUGCGCGAGAUGGGACACAAGAUGGGCAACCAGGGUGUGGACAAUGCCGCUCUCCUGUUCCACAAUGUGCGCGUUCCGGCCGAGAACAUCCUCAACAAGUACGCCGACGUCGACGCCCAGGGCAACUACGUCUCGAGCAUCUCUGCCCGCCGCGCCCGCUUCCUCAUGGUUGCCGACCAGCUCCUUGCCGGACGUCUUUGCAUCGCUAGUAUGUGUCUUGGCGGAACCAAGACGGUUCUCGCGACCACCUUCCGCUACGCGGGAUCGCGCCGUUCGGUGGGCCCCACUGGCAAGGCCGACACACCCAUCAUGGACUACCAAUUGCAACAGAAUGCCCUUGUUCCGCUCCUCGCCCGCACCGUCAUCCUCAACCUUGGCUUCAACUACAUCAAGUACCGCUGGGCCAACAAGGCCAACUACCCCGCUGACGAGAUUGUGCGCCUUUGCUGCGUGAUCAAGCCCCUCAUUACAUGGAACUUUGAGAACACGACCUCAACCUGCCGCGAGCGCUGUGGUGGACAAGGCUACCUGUCUGCCAACCUGUUCGGCCUCAACCUGGGCUUCUCGCACGCCGGCAUCACCGCCGAGGGAGACAACUCUGUGCUCAUGCAGAAGGUCUCGAAGGAGCUCCUGGCCGCGCUCGGUGCCAAGAGGGUCGUCUUCAAGGCCGUCCCCCGUGGCGCAUUCAAGAGCGCCGACGAUGACGCCAGCCUCCAGGCCCUGAUCCACAUCCGCGAGCAGGGGAUGGCUGCGGAGCUCGCCAAGCGCAUGGCUGGCGCCAAGAACGGCCAGGCCAUCUUUGACACCUGGAUGCACCACGAGAGCGACCUCAUCCAGGCCUUGGCAAAGGCCCACGGCGAGCGCAUCUCCAUGGAGGCUGCCAUCGAAGCCGUCGCCUCACUUCCUGCUGGUCACUCGGCCACCCUUCUGGCACUCGCACUCCGUGUCUGGCUGCUGGAGACUGUCCACGCCGACGCAGCCUACUUCCUCACCAACGGCAUUCUGGCUCCCAAGGAUGCCCUCAAGGUUGCCGAGAACCGCGCCAAGGCGAUUCACGAGCUCAGUGCCGAUGCCAUGACUCUUGUCGACUCUCUCGGUCUCGAGGACCACAUGCUCCACGCUCCUAUUGCCAAGGACUGGGUCAAGUACAACGAGCGUGACAACCUCGGCGAGCUUGUUGAGCCCAAGGCCAAGCUCUAA
This is a messenger RNA of Apiotrichum porosum, 1854 nucleotides long. RefSeq names its product fatty-acyl coenzyme A oxidase. The coding region runs from base 1 to 1854 and encodes 617 amino acids. The record is from RefSeq and is a predicted model, not a curated record. Gene Ontology annotation, biological process: fatty acid beta-oxidation using acyl-CoA oxidase; lipid homeostasis. Lineage: Eukaryota; Fungi; Basidiomycota; Tremellomycetes; Trichosporonales; Trichosporonaceae. Gene Ontology annotation, molecular function: acyl-CoA oxidase activity; FAD binding; fatty acid binding. Gene Ontology annotation, cellular component: peroxisome. The transcript has a single exon.